Jaculus jaculus (lesser Egyptian jerboa) is the source of this 5159-nucleotide messenger RNA. It is a transcript of the gene Znf536, whose product is annotated as zinc finger protein 536. Gene Ontology annotation, biological process: regulation of DNA-templated transcription. The transcript is spliced from 7 exons. NCBI's taxonomy places the organism in Eukaryota, Metazoa, Chordata, Mammalia, Rodentia, Dipodidae. The record is from RefSeq and is a predicted model, not a curated record. Gene Ontology annotation, cellular component: nucleus. Gene Ontology annotation, molecular function: DNA-binding transcription factor activity, RNA polymerase II-specific; RNA polymerase II cis-regulatory region sequence-specific DNA binding. The coding region runs from base 304 to 4401 and encodes 1365 amino acids.
CUGUGACUGAUUCUCCACGUCCCAGUGUCCGCCGAGAUUCACCAGCGAGUUUCUUUCCUUCGCCCCCCGCCCCCCCAAGAAAAGAAGCAGACUUUGAAUAGUUUGAGAAGCAGUUCCUGACCACUACAGCUUUAAGAAUAUCCCGUACCCAGGACGGAGCUCUGUGGCUUUAAGACUUGCCUGGGAGCGGGGACGCCCCUCUGGUCAUCUUGCAGUGCCUGCGUCUGUUUGCAUCUUUUUCUGGGGUCUUUUCUCACCAGCCUGACAGUCUUUAAGACAAGUAUGCAGUGAAGCUGCUAAGGGAUGGAAGAAGCAAGUCUGUGCCUUGGAGUGUCCUCGGCCACGCCGGAAGCUGAGCCGCACCUGGCCAGUCCAGUCCUCAACGGCCAGUAUGCCAUGAGCCAGAAGUUGCGGCACAUCACGUCCCAGCUUAGCCAUGCCUUCCCGGAGCUGCACCCCAGGCCCAGCGCCGAGGAGAAGCCUCCAGCCGCCUUGGACGAGAAGGCCCACGUGCCCAUUAGCAGCCAGCCCAUGGGCAGCCAGAUGGCCCUGCUGGCCAACCAGCUGGGCCGCGAUGUGGACACCAGCCUCAACGGUCGCGUGGACCUGCAGCAGUUCCUCAAUGGGCAGAACCUGGGCAUCAUGUCCCAGAUGAGUGACAUCGAGGACGACGCCCGCAAGAACAGGAAGUACCCGUGCCCUCUGUGCGGCAAGCGCUUCCGCUUCAACAGCAUCCUCUCGCUGCACAUGCGCACGCACACGGGCGAGAAGCCCUUCAAGUGCCCCUACUGCGACCACAGGGCGGCGCAGAAGGGCAACCUCAAGAUCCACCUGCGGACCCACAAGCUGGGCAACCUGGGGAAGGGGCGCGGGAGGGUGCGCGAGGAGAACCGCCUGCUGCACGAGCUGGAGGAGCGGGCCAUCCUGCGCGACAAGCAGAUGAAGGGCAGCCUGCUGCAGCCCCCCAGGCCCGACCUCAAGCCCCUGGCUCACGCCCAGCAGGCCCCACUGGCCACCUGCAACCUCGCCCUGCCCGACGUGGCCCGCCCCGCGCCCUCGCCCAAGCCGGCGGCCCACGUGCAGGAGGACGCGGCGGCCCCCGCCGCCGGCUUCCGCUGCACCUUCUGCAAGGGCAAGUUCAAGAAGCGCGAGGAGCUGGACCGCCACAUCCGCAUCCUGCACAAGCCGUACAAGUGCACGCUGUGCGACUUCGCCGCCUCGCAGGAGGAGGAGCUCAUCGGCCACGUGGAGAAGGCUCACAUCACCGCCGAGUCGGCCCAGGGCCAGGGCCCCAACGGGGCCGGGGAGCAGUCGGCCAACGAGUUCCGCUGCGAGGUGUGCGGCCAGGUGUUCAGCCAGGCCUGGUUCCUGAAAGGCCACAUGCGCAAGCACAAGGACUCUUUCGAGCACUGCUGUCAGAUCUGUGGGCGGCGCUUCAAGGAGCCCUGGUUCCUCAAAAACCACAUGAAAGUCCAUCUCAACAAGCUGUCGGUGAAGAACAAGUCCCCCAGUGAGCCCGAGGUACCAGUGCCCAUGGGCAACCUGUCCCAGGAGGCCCAUGCCAACCUCUACUCCAGGUACCUCUCCUGCCUGCAGAGUGGCUUCAUGGCCCCUGACAAAGCCAGCCUGAGCGAGCCCAGCCAGCUCUAUGGCAAGGGAGAGCUGCCAGCCAAGGAGAAGGAGAUGCUGGGGAAACUGCUGUCACCCGUCUCGAACAUGGCCCACGGUGUGCCCGAGGGCGACAAGCAUUCCCUCCUGGGCUGCCUCAACCUCGUGCCGCCGCUGAAGUCCAGCUGCAUCGAGCGGUUGCAGGCUACUGCCAAGGCUGCCGAGAUGGACCCGGUGAACAGCUAUCAGGCCUGGCAGCUCAUGGCCCGGGGCAUGGCGAUGGAACACGGCUUCCUGCCCAAAGAGCACCAGAUCCCGCGCAACCACGAAGACGCCUUGGCCAGCGCCGGGGUCCUGUUCGACAAGGAGAAGCGGGAGUAUGUGUUAGUGGGAGCGGAUGGCUCCAAGCAGAAAAUGCCCGCCGACUUGGUUCACGGCACUAAAGUGGGCAACCAGAGAGACCUGCCCAGCAAGUUCGACCCUCUGGAAGGCAGUCGGGAUGUUUUGUCACACGGGCUCACCCAGACACUUGACUACGGCUUGCAGGGCUCGGGCAGCGUGAGGGAGAAGCCCACCGAGUGCCCCGACUGCGGUCGCGUGUUCCGGACCUACCACCAGGUGGUCGUGCACUCCCGCGUCCACAAGCGGGACCGCAAGGGGGACGAGGACGGCCUGCACGUGGGCCUGGAGGAGCGGCGGGGCUCCGGCAGUGACCAAGAGUCCCAGUCCGUGAGCCGCUCCACCACGCCGGGCUCCUCCAACGUAACCGAGGAGAGUGGAGCUGGAGGUGGCCUCUCCCAGACAGGGAGCGCCCAGGAGGACAGUCCGCACCCCUCUUCACCCUCUUCCUCAGACAUCGGCGAGGAGGCCGGGAGAUCCGGCGGCGUCCAGCAGCCGGCACUGCUUCGCGACAGGAGCCUGGGCUCGGCCAUGAAGGACUGCCCAUACUGUGGGAAGACUUUCCGGACUUCCCAUCACCUUAAGGUCCACCUGAGGAUACACACAGGUGAGAAACCCUACAAGUGUCCUCACUGUGACUACGCUGGCACCCAGUCAGCAUCGCUGAAGUACCACUUAGAGAGGCACCAUCGUGAGCGGCAGAACGGAGCUGGGCCCCUGUCAGGACAGCCCCCGAGCCAGGAGCCCAAGGACGAGGGAUCCAGCAAAGCGCCUUUGUUCUUCAGGCCCGACAUCCUGCGAGGGGCUUUUAAAGGUCUCCCUGGAAUCGACUUCCGAGGUGGUCUUGCCUCCCAGCAGUGGACCUCAGGGGUGCUGUCCUCUGGAGAGCACUCGGCACAGGCCACCAGCAUGUCCUCAGAGCUCCCUUCAGAUGUCCUGAAGGGCGGCGACCUUCCUUCCAAAAGCUCCCACUUUUCCGAGAUCGGGCGAGCUUACCAAAGCAUCGUGAGCAACGGUGUGAAUUUCCAAGGGUCACUGCAAGCAUUCAUGGACAGCUUCGUCCUCAGCUCCUUGAAGAAGAAGGACACGAAGGACAAAGUCCUUCCCGAUGGCCCGUCCAUGAAAGUCCAUGCGGCGGAUGGCGGCGAGGAGAAAGCUGGGGGGAAGUCCUCCCAGAGGAAGUCGGAGAAAUCUCAGUAUGAGCCUCUGGACUUGUCCGUGCGGCCGGACGCCGCUGCCCUCCCGGGCUCCUCGGUCACAGUGCAGGACAGCAUCGCGUGGCAUGGUUGUCUGUUCUGUGCCUUCACCACGUCGUCCAUGGAGCUCAUGGCCCUCCACUUACAGGCCAACCACCUGGGUAAAGCAAAGCGCAAAGACCACGCCACGGGGGUGACGGCCAAUUGCAAAGAGCAGGUGCGGGAGGCCAGCAAGGUGGCUUUGCUGCCCUCCAUACAGUCCAACAAAGAGAUGGCCCUCCCAGGGGCCAUGGGCGCUCUAGACUCUGCUUCGGAGAAAAUGGCCCAAGGACAGGCCAAAGAGACUCUGGGGGACCCGAAGAGUGGCCCGUGGUCCAGCCAUGCAGACCCUGCGUUUUGUACCUUCUCAUCCGACUUCUACAAACAGUUUGGUGUUUACCCCAGCAUGGGUGGCCCUGCAGCCACCAGUUCCUGCCCCAACAAAGGUCCUGAUGGGAAAACCAGCCCUGCAGACGAUGCUCCUAUCUUGAUCCCAGAAACCACAAGUAAAAACGCUACUGACGACCUCUCGGACAUCGCCUCCUCAGAGGACAUGGAGUCCUCCAAGGGAGACAACAACGAAGACGAGGAGAUUGACACCGAGCCGGAACUGAUGAGCAAGCCACUGUCCACCCUCAGCAAGGACAGCAGCGGCGAUGCCCCCCAGCCCAUGCAGGGACUGGCCUCACCAUUAGCCCCAUCGUCAGAGAAGCAAUGGCACAGCCCGGGCCUUCUUCCCGCCCAGGACCCCUCGGCAGGACUGUUGAAGCCAGAGCGGGGUCCCCCGGGUCUGGAGAAGCCCAUGAACACGCUGUCGGUCCUCAGGGCCUACAGCGCCGAUGGCUUAGCAGCCUUUAACGGGCUCGCAAGCACCACAGCCAAUUCUGGAUGUAUCAAGAGGCCAGACUUAUGUGGUCACAGGCCUUUCCAGUGUCGCUACUGUCCCUACAGUGCCUCGCAGAAGGGAAACCUGAAGACCCACGUCCUCUGCGUCCACCGAAUGCCUUUUGACAACAGCCAGUAUCCUGACCGCAGGUUCAAGCGUUCCCGGGUCGACUCGGAGGCUUCUGGGAAUUUUGAAGAGGCUGCAGCUCUGAAGACGGGGAGCUUGGCCGAGCUAACGGAGGAGGGCAGCCAGGGCCAGGACGAGGGCAACUGAGCAGAGCCUGAAGAAUGCAAUAUGCCUCUACACCCCUAACACAGCGCAUCUGGCGAGCCGGUUUGCUAACUGCAUUCCAAGGGGGAAAAUCAUGUACAACCCCUCUCUCUAGUGUAUAGAACAUUAAAAAAAAUUAAAAGAUAUCUAUAUAUAUAUAUUAAAAAAAAUCCCCCAGCCCUUGAACAUGGCUGCUACACUGUUACCCAGCAACAAGUACUUUCAAACAACGCAGGUCGGAGGAAAAUGAUUUCAGGAUGCCUGGUGUCCUUUGAGCUCCAGAAAGCGGGCGGGGGAGGGGGGGGCCCUUCCAACCCGAAAGUCAUCUUUGUCCAAAAAUAAUGCUCUUAACCGAAAAACGAUCCCAUCUGAAUGAUUUAACGUUGCCUUGAAGAUGGAAGGCUGUUUUCGUUGUUGAAAACACCUCUUAUAAUCUGACACCGGCUGCUGCCAUUUGCCUAGCGCCCUAAUGAGACGCGUCGGGAGGCAGUUGCGGUGCCAGUCAGACUGGGGCGGUCACGUCGAUUCCCGUGCUGUCACUCCACACUCCGCGAGAAAUCCUAGACGGCCCCGCACUCAGCCAGCCCGCGCCCGGCCUGGCCGCCCGGCGCUGCGCAGCAUCGCAGUCGGAAAUGUGCUUUUUUUCAACAGCAUACAGCCAGAUGAAUCAAUGGGCAGGAAGUGUCUGCAGACAAGUGUCCCUUGCAGGUUUGAUGAGUAAUUCCUUUUUUUUUUUUUUAGAUCAAAUUGCAGGAUGGAGA